Molecule: messenger RNA, 1574 nt
Organism: Daphnia pulex (common water flea)
Lineage: Eukaryota; Metazoa; Arthropoda; Branchiopoda; Diplostraca; Daphniidae
Product: ATP-dependent Clp protease ATP-binding subunit clpX-like, mitochondrial
Biological process (GO): protein catabolic process; proteolysis
Cellular component (GO): mitochondrial matrix
Molecular function (GO): ATP hydrolysis activity; ATP binding
Source: RefSeq, a predicted model, not a curated record
UUAAAGUAAAUGAUUUUUAAACGUUAGCAAUGUGGUCUUGUAGUAAAACACUUGCAUGUGUCUCCACUGUAAUUUGUCUAAUUGUCCAGUUUCGAGUUUUGAGCUGGGCUGUAUCUGUUCAUAAAAAGGAGGCAUUCAAAAUGGAGAUUGACACCGCAUUUGUUGCAGUCGACCAGUUAGCAACUGAGUUAAGUUGCAGCAACGUUGAAACUUUUGUUUCUUCUACUAGAUUUGUAAAAUGUGAAAAAUGCCACCAUUUCUUUGUGGGGUUGUCAGAGGUGGAUCAAAAGAAAUCAGUUAUUGAGUCACAAGAAGCAGCUGCUGAAGUUAAACCUGGACAGUUUAAGAAAGCUCCACCACCUCCCCAAAAGAUAUAUGAAUAUUUGAAUCACCAUGUGAUUGGUCAAGAAUGGGCAAAAAAAGUCCUAUCAGUUGCAGUGUACAAUCACUACUAACGGAUUUUCAAUAAUUUGCCUAGUAUUCCAAAGAAGGGAAAUGAAGAACAAGAAGUACCUGCAGCAAAUCAAGGUGGAAGGGGUAGAACAACUCCCCAAGCCUGGGCUGAUCUACUCCAAGUGACUGGAUUAGGUCAGUCUCACGGGCUAGGAGCAUCAGGUACCACGUCCCAACAACAGACAUUGCCACCUGCAUCAGAUGAACCAAAGACUUCAGCUGCAUCUUCCGGCAGUGAUAUAUUGGACACAAGUUCUCAUGAACUACGUCUAGAUAAAAGUAACAUUCUCAUGUUGGGACCCACCAGAUCAGGAAAGACGCUUCUAGCACAGACAAUCGCUCAAUGUUUAGAUGUUCCUUUUUCUAUUUGUGACUGUACGACUUUGACGCAAGUUGGAUAUGUCGGUGAAGACAUUGAAAGUGUGAUUGCCAAACUGCUGCAAGAUGCAAACUACAAUGUUGACAAAGCCCAACAAGGUAUCGUAUUCCUCGACGAGGUUGAUAAAAUCGGCGCCGUACCUGGAAUUCAUCAGUUGCGUGACGUUGGAGGAGAAGGAGUGCAGCAAGGAAUGCUGAAGAUGCUUGAGGGAACGAUUGUCAAUGUUCCUGAAAAAAUUGCUCCUCGCAAACUUCUAGGAGAAACUAUUCAAGUUGAUACGACAAAUAUCCUGUUCGUUGCUUCAGGUGCCUAUACAGGACUGGAUCGUAUUGUGUCUCGCCGCAAAAAUGAAAAGUAUUUGGGAUUCGGCGCUAGUUCUUCUGGGAAUAGUGCCAGAAGACGUGCGGCUACGCAAACAGGAAUGGGUGAAGUAUCCUCAGAAGUUGCUGACGAUGAAAGCGAAAGAGAUGCUUUCCUUCGUGCAGUCGAAGCAAUGGAUUUGAUUGAUUUUGGCAUGAUUCCUGAAUUUGUCGGUCGUUUCCCUGUGAUCGUACCUUUUCAUUCUCUCUCCCAAGACACAUUGGUCAGAAUUCUUACUGAACCUCGAAAUGCUCUAGUCCCACAGUUCCAGAUGCUCUUUGGAAUGGAUAAGGUUGAGUUAACUUUCUCCCCAGAAGCACUCAGAACUAUUUCUAAACAAGCAAUGGAAAAAAAGACUGGCGCCCGAGGCUUGAGAGCUAUA